CCAAAAACUCAGUGUUUUAAAAAGGCAAAAAAAAAAAAAAAGAGUUACUUGCCUCUCUUUUUUUAUCCAAAGAUUGAUGAUUGAUUCCAGUUGGGUUACCUAGAAAACCAGCUGGGUUAAAGUUAAAAAACUUGGGUGUCAAUAUGAGAUUUUUAUCAAAAUGCUGCUGUCUUGAUACUUUCUUUUGAUUCUACUGGCUUUGAAGGAAGGUUAGAGGGUACUUGAUAUAGGAAAAAGCCAAAGUUUUUUGGUUUCAUUUUAUGAUUCCCUUACAUGUUUCCCCAAAAGAACACUGGGUCGGGUUCAGAUCUUUGGUUUAGGCAUGAUUGCAGAUGCUGUUUUGGUGUUGUUUCAAAAGGAAAGCAUUGCUUUUGAUGGGAUAAUAUGAAUUUUCAAGUGGAUGGUAUGGAGUUUGGACCACUUUGCUUUCUAUGUGAGGUGGAUAAUUGCAGCUUGUUUUUGUUGAGAAAUGAGCUGGACUACCUGCUGCUGAAUUUUGGUCUUCGGGUCAGCUUGGAGGUUUUAGUUUCAUGAGUUGUUCUUCUGGUACUGGGAAUUUUGUGAAGGUUUUAAGCUUGUUGGAGAUAAAACAUAAGUGUGCUUUACUCAAUAUGUCUAUGAACGACAAGCUUUCUGGCUCUAAUGGUAGAUUAUCGUCAAAUUCCAGGCUGAAGAAAGCAAAGGAGACCGUUCAUGGGCAUGGACCAAAUUCUUUCAGGAAAUGGAAGAGAAACUUUCUCUUUUUCUGGAUUUUAGGCUUUAUUUCAUAUGGAAUUGUUUCGUUUUUCUUGAGUUCCAACAGUAUGGCUUUGGAGAGAAAUCAGAGGAGUCUUGAUUCUUGUGAGGAGAAGGCAAGAAUCUUGCUCCAACAAUUCAAUGUUAGCAGGAACCAAUUUCAUGCUCUAGCUUCUUUCUUCUAUGAAUCAGAUCAGAUAUCAUUUCUUGAAUGUGUCAAACAUUCAGGACCUAAAAGGCCAUCGAGUGAUGAUGUUGCUUGUGCUCUCAAGGUAAUGUGUUCGGAGAAGCAAGACUUCAAAGUGCAGCAGAUGUGGGUUGUAAAAACUAUGGAGCUUAAGGAUCAAUGCCCUGUCCAAGUUGAUAAUAUACCCGGAGAGCAUGACUUGUCGUUGCUGGAUCACCGUACUUCUGUCUCGCAAAGUUCUGUUUCAUUAGUAUCACGGGAGCACCACAAUGGCGAGAAGAAAAUCUUGCGAGGAAGUGAACUAGGAGGUCGACCGGCAGACAAUUUUGAGGCCUCAUCUUUCUGUAUGGGGAAAGGAUGUUGGUUGCUUCUCGUUGGAGUCAUACUUCUCAGUAAGAUUUCAGGAGUUCGUUUGAAGCUCGAUUGGCAGAGAAAGAAUGAGCCAGCUCCGUUGCAGCCUGUACCUCAGCAACUACAGCUGCUACUGCUACAGAAACAGAAGCAGCUAGACCAGAGCCCUCCAAAAGGUGCCGGAAAGUGGAGAAAGAAACUUCUAAUAGUUUUUGUACUAGUGGGUAUCCUUACAUCCGUCUGGCUGUUUUGGAAUUUAAACCAAAAGAUCAUUUUUAGGAGGGAACUGACUCUUGCCAACAUGUGCGAUGAGAGAGCUCGGAUGUUGCAAGAUCAGUUCAAUGUUAGCAUGAAUCAUGUUCAUGCCUUGGCAAUCCUUGUAUCCACUUUUCACCAUGGGAAACAUCCAUCGGCCAUUGAUCAGAAAACAUUUGGUGAAUACACUGAGAGAACAGCUUUUGAGAGGCCACUUACCAGUGGCGUUGCUUAUGCAUUGAAAGUUCUUCACUCGGAAAGGGAGCAGUUUGAGAAACAGCACAGAUGGACGAUAAAGAAAAUGGAAACCGAGGACCAGACUUUAGUCCAAGAUUGCUUGACAGAGAAUUUGGACCCUGCACCAGUUAAAGAUGAAUAUGCACCGGUGAUAUUUUCACAAGAAACCGUGGCUCAUAUAGUCUCUAUUGACAUGAUGUCUGGAAAGCAAGACCUUGAGAACAUCCUCCGAGCAAGGGUGACCGGAAAGGGAGUACUGACAUCACCUUUUAAGCUGUUAAAAUCCAAUCACCUCGGUGUUGUGCUCACGUUUGCAGUUUAUAACAAGGAUUUGCCUCCAGAUGCUACACUAGAGCAGCGUACUGAAGCGACCGUGGGGUAUCUGGGUGCAUCUUUUGAUGUCCCCUCCUUGGUGGAGAAGCUCUUGCACCAACUUGCUAGCAAGCAAACAAUUGUUGUCAAUGUUUAUGACACAACCAAUGCAUCUAAUCCGAUCAGCAUGUAUGGUACUGAUGUAAUUGAUACUGGCCUGCUGCAUGUCAGCAACGUUGAUUUCGGGGACCCGUUACGGAAGCAUGAGAUGCACUGCAGAUUCAAGCAAAAGCCUUCGUUGCCUUGGACGGCAAUCAAUGCAUCCAUUGGAGUCCUAGUUAUCACUUUGCUUGUUGGUCAUAUAUUCCAUGCAGCUAUAUGUCGAAUUGCAAAAGUUGAGAAUGACUGCCGUAAGAUGAUGGAGCUCAAAGCUCGUGCUGAAGCUGCAGAUGUAGCCAAAUCUCAGUUUCUAGCUACUGUUUCCCAUGAGAUCCGAACUCCAAUGAAUGGUGUUUUAGGUAUGCUUAAAAUGCUGAUGGACACCGACCUUGAUGCGAUCCAAAGGGACUAUGCCGAGACUGCUCAUGCCAGUGGAAAAGAUCUUAUCUCACUGAUAAAUGAAGUCCUUGAUCAGGCUAAGAUAGAAUCAGGCAGGCUUGAACUUGAGGAUGUACCCUUUGAUAUACGCUCUCUUCUCGAUAAUGUUCUCUCACUCUCCUCUGACAAAUCUAAUGAUAAAGGGAUUGAGUUGGCUGCUUAUGUAUCCAGUCGGGUUCCUGAAAUUGUUGUCGGUGACCCUGGGCGGUUUCGACAAAUAAUUACUAAUCUUGUUGGAAAUUCAAUUAAGUUCACGCAGGACAAGGGGCAUAUAUUUGUCUCAGUGCAUCUGGUAGAUGAAGUGAAAGAUGCAUCCGAUGUGGAAGACAAGGUGCUACAACAAUGCAUGAACUUAGUUCAGGACAUGUCGAGCAAAACCUAUAAUACUUUAAGUGGUUUUCCGGUGGUAGACAGAUGGAGAAGCUGGGAGAAUUUUGAAAUAAUAAAUGGAAAAGAUACAAUGAAUGAUCCCAAAAAGAUUAGAUUAAUAGUAACAGUUGAGGACACAGGUGUUGGGAUUCGUUUCGAUGCUCAAGGUGAGAUUUUCACUCCUUUCGUACAAGCCGACAGUUCCACUUCACGACAUUAUGGUGGGACUGGAAUAGGAUUGAGCAUCAGCAAACAUCUGGUUGGACUCAUGCAUGGGGAGAUUGGGUUCGUGAGUGAGCCUGGUGUUGGUAGUACUUUCUCAUUUACUGGAGUUUUUGGAAAGGGCGAAGCGAGUUCUCUUGAUUCCAAGUGGAAGCAAUGUGAUCCCGCGGUUUCAGAGUUCCGAGGAUUGGGAGCUCUCAUUAUUGAUAAUAGAAGCAUCCGCGCGGAGGUCACAAGAUACCAUCUACGGAGAUUAGGAAUAUCCGUCGCUAUAACUUCCAGUUUGGAGUCGGCAUGCACCUACUUGUCUAGCGUUUUUGGGACAAGUACAUUUGCACAUUUGGCCAUGAUUCUUAUCGACAAAGACGUUUGGAAUCAAGAAGAAGUUAUUCAGUUACGAUCUAUGCUUGAAGGACAUAGGCAAAACGGCAAGCUAGAUGUUUCAACAAACCUUCCAAAGAUUUUUCUCUUGGGUACCUCCAUGAGCCCCGUUGAACGCUCCAAGCUUAAGACUGCAGGGUUUGUAGAUAACGUGCUGAUGAAACCUCUUCGGUUGAGUGUGUUAAUUGCCUGUUUUCAAGAAGCCCUUGGAAAUGGUAGAAAGGGCCAAGUACAGAGAAAGAAAAUAUCUACACUUGGGAGCUUAAUUGGAGGAAAGCGAAUUUUAGUUGUCGAUGACAAUAAGGUUAACCGAAGAGUGGCAGAAGGUGCUUUAAAGAAAUACGGAGCAAUUGUUUCCUGUGUCGAAAGAGGCCAUGAUGCGCUCAACCAGCUCAAGCCACCCCAUAAUUUCAAUGCAUGCUUCAUGGAUCUCCAGAUGCCUGAAAUGGAUGGAUUCGAAGCAACUAAGCAAAUCCGCAGCACCGAGAAUGAGGUGAAUGAAAAACUUGCUUCUGGAGAAGCAUCAAUCGAGAUGUAUGGAAAUGUGUCUCACUGGCACAUUCCAAUAUUAGCAAUGACAGCUGAUGUGAUCCAGGCUACAUAUGAGAAGUGUCUGAAAUGUGGGAUGGACGACUACGUAUCGAAGCCUUUCGAGGAAGAGCAACUGUAUUCAGCCCUCACACGGUUUUUUGAUCCCGGCUUAUAGGGUGGAAGGUAGCUUCAGCAGUCCUUCGGUUCUCUUCACAAGCGACAAGCCUUGACUCCAUGAGUCUGCUCCAACCUGCAUCUUGCCUCGUAAUGAUAGAUGUCUAAAAUAUGGAAAUUCCAAGCUUGCAUGAAUGAAAGUACGUUGAAGGGACAAAGCGGUGGCAUUACGUCUACAUAGCAAAUUUGAUUAAAUUUGUAAUUAAGGUGCUCUCCAUUCUUUUUGGCUUCUCAUAUAUGUUUUCAUCCAAGCAAUAAAAAGCUAUAUAGAGUUGUGUGUAUGUUUCAAAAUCUUUACAAGGGCAGUUUAUCAAAGUUGCACAAAGUACAUGGAUCCCUGGGGUGGUCGGUUGAUGUGGUUGUCCCUUAAAAUUUUAAUUUAUCAUAUUUUAGA
Molecule: messenger RNA, 4745 nt
Organism: Hibiscus syriacus
Lineage: Eukaryota; Viridiplantae; Streptophyta; Magnoliopsida; Malvales; Malvaceae
Product: histidine kinase 2-like
Biological process (GO): phosphorylation; phosphorelay signal transduction system
Molecular function (GO): phosphorelay sensor kinase activity
Source: RefSeq, a predicted model, not a curated record